GCGGCGCUUUUUCCCGCGCUUUUGGCGCCGAGCGGGAAGCCUGAGGCCUGAGGUGAAAAGAUGGCGGCCGCGCCAGCCAGCAGGCCUGAACAGGCUUGGAUCCAGGCCGCCCGGACCUUUGUGCGGGAGACCCAGGCCUCAGCUGACGGGCUCUCCAGUGACCAGUUGUCCGAGCUGGUGAUCAACUGUGUGAGGGCCACCUGGAGGCCCCAGGGGACGACGGGAGACCUCACGCUGCCCCUCAGUUACAGCUUCGUGUCGGUGCAGGAGCUCCAGAGCCGUCAGCAGCAACCCUGCUGCAGCCACCUGGCCUGGAGCAGCUCCGAGUAUCGCCAGUGGGCAGAAGAGUCGCCGGCCGAGGGGACUCCCCUGCCCCGCGCCCGCCUCCUGCUCCUCGGGACCCUGACGGACCGGGGCCGGGAGCCCCAGAGGAGGACCGGCGGCUUGUACGUGAAGGACGACAGCGGGGCCCUGCUCUGUGAGCUCCUGCACCUGGAUCUCUCCUGGCUGGGCCGCCUGCUGCUCUUCCCCAGCUGGAGCUUUCUCCCCCGGCCCAGGGGCGACCCCCGAGGGGUUGGGCAUCUGGAGCUCUGGGGGGCCCCGGUGCCCGUGCUGCCCCCCGACCCCGGCCCGACCCCUGACCCCGCGACUCGCGUGCCCGUGCUCUACCCGGAGGGAGCUGCCCGCCUGCUCCGGGCCAGGCAUUCUUGGGUCCGAAGGCAGCGACUGAACUUGGCGGGGGAGCUGGUGCGGCUUAGCGCCCUCCUGGACCCCCACGGGACCCCCUUCUUCUUCCUCACCCUGCGUGGUCCCCACCCCGCCGCCGUCUCCGUCCCGGUGGUGGUCCAGGCCCCGGCCCAGCUGGCGUGGUACCGUGCCCUGCAGCCCGGCCACUCGUACGUGCUGACGGACAUGCGCGUGGGCGGCUUCCGCACCUCCAGGCACCGCGUCUGGGCGGCCGGCCCCCGCUCCCGCCUGCUGCCCCUCCACCCUGAGCAUCUGUGGGAGCGGGACCUGGGGGAGCCUCCGCCGGGGGAGACCCCCGACAGCCCGCCCCGACCCAGCAGCCCCCCGGUUAAGGCCGGGCCCGGCCGCCUCCUCAAGGAGUCGCAGAUGCUGUCGUACACGGGGACGAUCACCCGAGUCCUGGACGCCGCAGCCGGCCUGUACGAGCUGGACCACCAGCUCUGCCUCUGCCUCGCCUACCAGCCCGGAGGCAGACAUGCCCUGAGACCGGGGACCAGCCUGGAGCUCCAAGACAUCCACCUCUUCCAGGCGUCGGCGUCGGGCCCGCUGUCGAAGCCGGUGCUGGCCCCGUGCUUCCGGGGGUGCGUCCGGCUCCGGGGCUUCUCCCGGCUGGGGUCCGGAACCCGGGCCCACCCGGGGAUCCUGCAUCUGAAGCUGCUCCUGGAGCGGGGCCUCGGGCUGCCUCUUUACCUGUGGCUGGCCCAGGCCCUGGAGGAACUGGCCAACAAAUUCUGCCCUCGGCUGCUGCGACUCCACCAGCUCCACUGGGCCGGUUCCGGGACCCCCGGGUUAGGGGAGAGGCUCCUGGGUCCCAUCCUGGACCCUCUAGCCCCUCUUGGGGGCCCCGCCCGGGACCUCCAUCAAGAAAUUCUGGACGAGCCUCAUCAUUGUCCCCUUCAGGAGUAUUCUCCCCUGCAGCCUCCCUGCUCCUUUCCGAGCCUGGCAAGCCUCCGUGAGGAGGGCGAACGUCGGGCCUGGGCGUCCUUUGACCCCACAACCCUCCUGCCCCCGAGCGAGGCCACCCACCUAGCCAGUUGCCAACUCAACUGCUCCCUGGCCUGGUCUUGGUUCCGCCUCCUGCCUGCCGACUUCCAUCCGCCCCCGGUGCUGCUGGGAAUACUGCAUCCUUCAUCCCGGGUGGGUCAGCUGCGACUGUGGGACCAGAGCGGCCUGCUACCCUGCCUGGCCCUGCACGGCCCUUCCCAGCCCCUCACGGACCCCCGCCUUGCAGGCUCCCUGGUUCAGGUGAAGCGGUUCCAGCUGGUGGUGGAGAGAGAGAUCCAGAGCAACUUCCCUUCGUGGAAGGAGCUCGGGACCCCGAGGUUUAUCCGGAAGCAACGCUGCAGAGUCUACGUCCAGUUCUACCUGGACGACGCGCUGAUCGUGCCGCUGCCCGGCCCCUCCCCCGGCUCCGCGGGGCCCACGGGGACCCCCCAGGCCAAGUGCCAGUGUCCGGAGGGGCCCGGCCCCCGGCUGAGCCGCCUGUUUCUCCUCACCUCCAAGGAGGCCCUGAUGGAGCGGAACUACCAGCCGCAGCCCGGGGACGGCCCCGCCCGCUCCCACCCCGCUUUCAGCUUCCACGCGACUGGGCGUUGGCUGGAAGGGGGAUGGCAUGGGGAGGGGGACACCCGGGGCCCCCCGGAGCCCUCAGAGGGUGAAGACCAGAGCCAGAAGGUUCUCCUCCUCUUCCUCGGGCGCUCGGUGCGCUGGUUUGAAUUCCUGCACCCGGGGCAGGUGUACCGACUGGUGGAACCCAGCCCCUCGGCUCCAGGGUUACCUGAGGGCAGUAGCACUUCCCUCUUGCCCCGCCGGGCUUUGGAACUGGCCGGUUGCACCUCCUGCCUCACCGUCCCGGACAACUGGACCCUGGAGCCCGGGGAUCCCCAGGAUGGCCCCGGGGCGUUGGUUGAGAGGGAAGAGGAACCCACGGAGUCAUCCCUGAUGGAGAUUUUCAGUGACAGUCCCUCAGACUCCCUGGUCUCCUUCUCGGCAGAGAUUCGAUCCCGUACGCGGUGUGAGCCCCCUCCGCACCCCCUCAAGCGUGGUCACGGAGGCCUCCGGACCCGGGUGGGCAGCGUGAAGCUAACGGUGUGGCCGGGCCCUGGUGGUCCCGGCUUCCCCACCCCACUGGACGUCUACUUGGAGAUGCCGCACCCAGUCCUGCCCCUGGGAUUGCUUCCGGGGGCCCGAGUGCUCUUCCUCCGGCUCCAGAGGAAGGUGUCCAGAUCGCACAACGUUUAUUGCCGCUUCCUGCCAUCCAGCUCCCUGAGGGUCCUCAGCUUCCCCGCCGAGACUGGCCCCAGCCCCCCACCGCUCCCGCCCCCAUUGGUCUUCCUGUCAGAGUUGUCGGGGUCCCACCCGGGGGUGCCCCGGGCGAGGACCUCCUGCCACGUGGUGUCCGUCUUCAGCCUCCAACUCCGCUGGGUGUGCAGUCACUGCCUCAGCCUCUGCCCCCAGGGCCAGUGCAGCCGGAUGGGCAACCCCUGCCCCACGCAAGCCGCCGUGUGCCAGGCCUUCGCCAGGCUCCUGGUGGAGGACGGAACGGCAGAGGCCUUGGUGACCUGCAAGGACCACCAAGUGGCGGAGGCGCUGGGGCUGGACCCCCCGGAGUGGCAGGCCUUGCAGGAGAUGGUCAAGGGGCCCGGAAAGGUGGCCGUGCAGCCCGCCGGGCCCGGGGCCCGGCCCGAGCACAUUGGCGAGGGUCCAGACGGCCUGAACCUGUACCUGCAGUCCCUGUGUACCAGCCCAGUGGUCCUGCGCCCCGUCCAGCUGACCUUCCAGCUCGCCAGGAGACCCCAUGGCGGGGCCCAGCCUGACAGCCCCCGGCUACAGCGCUUCCAGUGCAGGGAGCUGCCCGUCCACACUUGGGUGGGACCCCGCCUCCACCUCACCUGUGUCUCACUGCGGGAGCCUGAAGCCCCCACCCUCACCCAGCCCUGAGAGCAUCCUGGAGGCCCAGCGGCUACCCCCACUCCCCGUUGAGGUUUCUUCCGGUCGAGCCCGCUGGGGUUCCCCGGUCCUGCUCUCAGGCCACCGGGGCUUUGACCUCCCCCUCGCUGAGGUGCCGGCCGGAGCCGUGGGACGCCCGGGUUCUCUGCCCCCCGUCCCCGGGGGUCCAAGUACCUGAACGGGGAGCCGUGAUUCCGGCACCCCUUCGUACUCUUGUUUCCUUCCUCCCUCUCUGGUUCCCAGGCUGGCGCAGGGGUGCCGGGAAGGGAUUGGAUUUGGGUUCCUUUCUCUGGUGGGGGCGUGGGAUUGUCGCCUUCUCUUGAAGUAUGGCAGCAGCCAGCCAGGUGCCAAGGCCUGCCCCCCGUGGGGGUGCUACGACUCUCAAAGGGUUUUUAUCUGGAAUAAAGCUGCCUCCGGCCUCUGUGUGAAGCCCAAGGGGUAUCUCUCUCA
This is a messenger RNA of Ornithorhynchus anatinus (platypus), 4146 nucleotides long. It is a transcript of the gene CTC1, whose product is annotated as CST telomere replication complex component 1. Gene Ontology annotation, cellular component: CST complex. The transcript has 24 exons. Gene Ontology annotation, biological process: positive regulation of DNA replication; telomere maintenance via telomere lengthening. The record is from RefSeq and is a predicted model, not a curated record. Bases 61 to 3687 code for a protein of 1208 amino acids. Gene Ontology annotation, molecular function: single-stranded DNA binding; telomeric repeat DNA binding. Lineage: Eukaryota; Metazoa; Chordata; Mammalia; Monotremata; Ornithorhynchidae.